Molecule: messenger RNA, 1482 nt
Organism: Penaeus indicus
Lineage: Eukaryota; Metazoa; Arthropoda; Malacostraca; Decapoda; Penaeidae
Product: transmembrane protease serine 9-like
Exons: 13
Coding region: 1-1482 (493 amino acids)
Biological process (GO): proteolysis
Molecular function (GO): serine-type endopeptidase activity
Source: RefSeq, a predicted model, not a curated record
AUGUGGAUGCCACAAUCACAGGAUGAGGAGCUCAACAGGAGGAUUAGAGGAUCCACAUCCGGCACCUUGUUCGAAGUAACAAUGCCCACCAUAACUAAUACCAAAUGCAAUAACAAGUAUGGAGGAAGUAUCACUGAUAACAUGACCUGCGCAGGCAUUCCUGAGGGAGGCAAGGACUCCUGUCAGGGAGACUCUGGUGGACCAAUGGUGGUGGAAGAGAACGGCAAGUGGAAACUGGUGGGAGUUGUGUCGUGGGGAUAUGGCUGUGCUCGACCUGAUAGGCCCGGAGUCUACGCCAGAGUUACACAAUAUUUGCAAUGGAUUUCUGACUCUACAACCGGUGUCUGUGUUGAUGGGAACGCACCUGCUCCUACUAAUGCCCCGACGCCUGCUCCUACUCCUGCACUCACGCCUGCCCCUACAUCUGCUCCUAAUUCUGACUGCCCCGGAUGUGGACAAGUGAACCGUGCCAACCGCAUUGUUGGUGGAGUAGAGACGGAGGUGAACGAAUAUCCCUGGAUGGUUUCUCUUGUCAACGGCAAUGGAUACUAUCACUUCUGUGGCGGUUCUAUCAUCUCCAGCCAAUGGGUCGUCACUGCAGCUAUCAUGAACACCUCAGAUUAUGUGUUGGAGGGAGACCGCAAUCUACUCACCACAGAAAUACAGUUCCCAUCUGACAACAAAUUCGCCCCUGUGUGCCUUCCAACUGCUGGUGAAAUGUACAAUGAUGUGAAUGCCACAAUCACACGAUGGAGAGCUCAACAGGAGGGAGGAUCCACAUCCGGCACCUUGUUCGAAGUAACAAUGCCCACCAUAACUAAUACCAAAUGCAAUAACAAGUAUGGAGGAAGUAUCACUGAUAACAUGACCUGCGCAGGCAUUCCUGAGGGAGGCAAGGACUCCUGUCAGGGAGACUCUGGUGGACCAAUGGUGGUGGAAGAGAACGGCAAGUGGAAACUGGUGGGAGUUGUGUCGUGGGGAUAUGGCUGUGCUCGACCUGAUAGGCCCGGAGUCUACGCCAGAGUUACACAAUAUUUGCAAGGGAUUUCUGCCUAUACAACCGGCGUCUGUGUUGAUGGGAACAUACCUGCUUCUACUAGUGCCCCGACGCCUGCUCCUACUUCUGCUCCCGAUUCUGACUGCCCUGGAUGUGGACAAGUGAACCGUGCCAACCGCAUUGUUGGUGGAGUAGAGACGGAGGUGAACGAGUAUCCCUGGAUGGUUUCUCAUGUCAACGGAAAUGGAUACUAUCACUUCUGUGGCGGUUCAAUCAUCUCCAGCCAAUGGGUCGUUACUGCAGCUCACUGUGCAGCUCAGAGCACCUCGGAUUAUGUAUUGGUGGGAGACCACAAUCUGUACUCAUCAAGUGAUGCCAAUUCUCAGUGGAUGCAGAUUGCUGAAAUUGUGAGUCAUCCGUCCUAUGAUUCUAAUACACUGGACAACGACAUUGCCUUCAUCAGACUCACCACAGUUCCCAUCUAA